This is a messenger RNA of Verruconis gallopava, 1220 nucleotides long. RefSeq lists its product as uncharacterized. Lineage: Eukaryota; Fungi; Ascomycota; Dothideomycetes; Venturiales; Sympoventuriaceae. The transcript is spliced from 2 exons. The coding region runs from base 90 to 1220 and encodes 376 amino acids. The record is from RefSeq and is a predicted model, not a curated record.
AUUUGGGCAACGGGCUAGGUUGUCAGAACUGCAGGACGGCCGGCGUGGACAGUUGUAAUUUUUUCAGGGUCGGAUCCUUAGAAGUCAAUAUGAACCAGCACGUCACGAAUUUGGCCGGCAGCUACAUCUCGCACAGCCCUAGCGACAGACUGCAGUACCUUAACACGCAGCAUGGAUAUUCUUUCCCACAGCAUCCGUCUUUGAGCGUGCAGACCAGGAAUCUGCCUUCCGGUGGUUACUAUCCGGGUGACGGCCAGUUCGAGACGGAGUCCCAUGGCGAGAACUACAUGAUCUCGUCUCCGGCAACUCCAAUUGCGCCACACGACCCUUACGGGACAUGCAGUCUGCACGACGGCGCGCGCAGUUGGUCCGUUGCCAACGGUCGAUUCAUGCCACCGUACUAUCCCCGGUACGGCGCACACGAGAACAAUUCGUAUUCGCACGAACCGAUUGCAGGCUCUCGAAGACCGUCAGCAGCAGAGGGACCCGGCCCAUUUUCAACCGCUGCGCUCGUCAUGUCUCUUCCAAGUCCCAAUUCAGUCGUCGGUGACAGGGAACUUCCACUUCCCCACGGAGGAUCACGCGUGCAGCUUCAGACACCCACAUACGACGGCGUGCAGAACCGAGGGGGCAUUUUGGCUGAGAACUUUGCGCAGGCAGGCUACAACAAGACGGCCCAACGCUGGAAGGCGGGACAGACGACGCCGGCUGUGCGGGACGGGUCUCUUACAAGCUCGCGCUGCGGCAACGUCGCCGCGUCCGCACCGCAAAAGUCGUCGACAACGCCGUCCACGGCUUCGGACGGUUCCAGCGCGACGCUCCUGGCAUCCGCGAGCCCGGGAUCCUGCGUCUCCCCUACGACUGGGACGACGGCCGAGCAUGCGACGGCCGGGAGCGCUCUCGUGCGCCAAAGCCCGAUGGGCAUCGACCAUCCGUUCUUCUCGAUCCCCACCGCUUCGACCAGCGAACCCCGCCUGUCCGGGCCGGGUAGCAACUUCAGCUCGUUCAGUAUAGCGAAACGACAGCCGUCCGGCAGCGAGAUUCCGUCGAGCACCGACGAGCGGCAGAUGGACAUUCAGCAGUACGUGCCGCUGUCUUAUCCGUCAGACACCGACAGCCGCGGAGGCCCGCUAAGUUCCUUCAGGCAUGACAGCGUGGACGGUCGAGCUCACGAGUUACCACAUCGCAGUUCGAUGCCGAUCGUCAGCCCGGACUCGUAG